GCUGUCCUUGUCAUUCUCUUUCCAGGGUCUCCUUUGGCAACAGGUUCUCUAGGCACUGAUUAAACAAGGAGAAGGAAAGGCAAGGAAAUGCAGCCAGAGGAGAACUGUGUGUGUGAGUUUUGUUAAAAGUAGUCACUUUUUUAUGCCUGUGGAUGGGGCAGAGCGCACGUGCACACCCACACACUCUUAGGGGGAUAGGCAGUGAGUCCUCCCUUUGUGAUGGCAGCAAAUGCUGUUGCUUUAAGCAGUUAAAGACAGUAAGAAGCUCUUGCUUCAUAUUCCCAGUUUCCUCCUCUGGAGCUGCUAAUGAAUAACCGAUCUUAACACCCAAUUUCAGUCCCCUCCUGGCACCUUCUGAGGCCAGGCUGCUAUGAUCAGGCUGAGGUCUAGGGCAGUGGGGACAUUCCUUAACAGUUACUUAGCUGGGUGGUGAAAAAAAAUGCAGCCUAAUUGGCCAGUGGCCUUUCCUAGUGAAUGAAGGAGGUUUCUGUUUUAAGAAAUAAAGUGACUUCUCAGCGGCUGUUGAUUCACUGCCCACAGGGAGAUUUUUGAGCCAAGGCUUCCUAGCCUCGGUAGAAAUUUGCAUACAACUUCCACUUCCUGCUUCAGAGCCUGUUCCACGCCUUACCUGGGCCUGGAGAGGGUGGAGGGAGGCCGGAGCAACCCAAGGUGGAGUGACAGAGAAGGAGAGAGUAUAACCACCCCGUGUCCUGGUCUGUCUGUCCGUGGUGGCUCUAAGAAACUAGAAUGAACCGAAGCAUUCCUGUGGAGGUUGAUGAAUCAGAACCGUACCCAAGUCAGUUGCUGAAACCAGUCUCAGAGUAUUCCCUGGAGGGGCAGUCAGAACCACCUGCUCCAGAUAUAAGGAACAUGGCCCCCAACAGCUCGUCUGCACCCCAAACCUCUCACUAUUCCUCAGGAGACUUUUCUCAGGCUCACCUGCCCCUGAAACUUUCAAAUCACCAGUGGCCUGUGUCCCAGCAGGUCACCUGCCUGCGCACUAAAGUCCUGGAGGAGAGUGAAGACAGCUUCUGGAGGAGACACCCAGACCCGGGCAAAGAUUUUCCUUCAGGGUCCUCUGCAGCCAGUGAGCCUAAGCCUGAGUCUGUGGAUGGAGCCCUCCCGCCGGAGCAUCAGUUUUCACUUAUGGAAAAACAUAAUCAAUGGCUGGGGUCUCAGCUUUCGGCAGCUUCUCCUGACACUGGUCAUGACUCAGACAAAUCAGACCAAAGUUUACCUAAUGCCUCCACAAACCCCCCGGGCGGUAGCCAAGAGACGGUGCAACAGCCCCAGCACCACAGAAACCGAGCAGCCCCAGAUCUGCCUACGAUAGACACGGGGUACGAUUCCCAGCCCCAGGAUGUCCUGGGCAUCCGGCAGCUGGAGAGACCCCUGCCCCUCACCUCCGUGUGUUACCCCCAGGACCUCCCCAGACCUCUCAGGUCCAGGGAGUUCCAUCCGUUUGAACGUCAGAGAUACCCAGCGUGUGCACAGAUGCUGCCUCCCAACCCUUCCCCGCAUGCUCAGUGGAACUAUCACUACUAUUGUCCUGGAGGUCCCGAUCACCAGGUGCCAUAUGGCCACAACUACCCUCGAGCAGCCUACCAGCAGGUAAUCCAGCCAGCUGUACCUGGGCAGGCUCCACCUGGAGCCAGCAUGAGAGGCCUGCACCCUGUGCAGAAGGUCAUCCUNAAUUAUCCCAGCCCCUGGGACCAAGAGGAGAGGCCUACACAAAGAGACUACUCCUCCCCAGGCCUCCCGAGGUAUCAAGAUCAGCUGUAUAACCACCCACCUAAUAGAGCUGGUGCUCCUGAGGAAUCCACAGAGUGUCCUGCAGAGUUGAGACCACAGGGUCCCCAGGCUCCAUCCCCAGUUGCUGUCCCUAGACCCCCUAGUAACCCUCCAGCCAGAGGAACUCUGAAAACAAGUAAUUUGCCAGAAGAAUUGCGAAAGGUCUUUAUCACUUAUUCUAUGGACACAGCCAUGGAGGUGGUGAAAUUCGUGAACUUUUUAUUGGUAAAUGGCUUCCAAACUGCAAUUGACAUAUUUGAGGAUAGAAUCCGAGGCAUUGAUAUCAUUAAGUGGAUGGAACGCUACCUUAGGGAUAAGACAGUGAUGAUAAUCGUAGCAAUCAGCCCCAAAUACAAACAGGAUGUGGAAGGCGCUGAGUCGCAGCUGGACGAGGAUGAGCACGGCUUACAUACUAAGUACAUUCAUCGAAUGAUGCAGAUUGAGUUCAUCAAUGGUAUGUGGUUGGGAGUGGCAGAUGUUGGGAAUAAUUGUUUAGAAUUACUGGAGCAUGAUGACAGAAAAAAGCAGGCCAACUUUCAGUUGCUUUUAUUCAUGUUUUUAAAACUUCUUCAAACAAUGCCCUUGUCAUCUGCACUCAGGGCAGACUGCUCCCACUGCCUGCCCCCUUGGUAUGCCAGUGCCAAGAAAGAGCACGUGCCCACCUGGCUUCAGAACACUCAUGUCUACAGCUGGCCCAAGAAUAAGAAAAAUAUCCUGCUACGGCUGCUCAGGGAGGAGGAGUAUGUGGCUCCUCCCCGGGGGCCUCUGCCCACCCUUCAAGUGGUCCCCCUGUGACUCCCUCCAUCCCCAGGUCCUCGGGGCCAGGCCACAUGUGGGCCCUAUUCUGUCCAGCACUCUUCCGGUUGAGGCUGGCUGCCAGCAUUCAGGGCUGUUGUUUUCAGUCCCUCUCUGAGGGGCCCUCGAACCCCAGAAAACCUGUUCUGCAGGGGAACUCUUCCUCCUGAGACCUCAAGAGACCUUGUCUUUGAAACAGAGGCCACGGCUACUUUGCAUUCCCUGCUUUUUAAACCCAUCGCAUGUUCCUCCUGACGGUCUGCCACGUCCAGAACGGGUUCUCAGCAGUUAGCAAGUAGAUAGUACAAGUGACGUUGCAAUAAAUGUAAAUGGCCACCAACACUCUCCCAUCACUUAGGGCUUCUUUUCAGGGUUAGCCAGAUGUUGUGUGUCCUCGGGCCAAACUGAUCCAUGUACAAAUAAUAAAAUGUUUACUCUUUUGUAAAAUUGUGGUUCACUUAUCUCAAAGGAGAUGGAUAUAUAUUAAUUUAUAUGGGCAGCUGCUUCCAGAGACAUCAAUAGAGCUGCUUAAAUAUAAUACUAGACAAAUGUAACAGACCACUUUGUAUUAAAGGAGUAAGACCAGAUAAUUAAACAGUGCCUUUUAACAUGCUCUUGGAAGUUUUAUUCCCACAGAACUUUUUAACAAAACAACUCUGUACCACACACAACCGUGAUUCUAAAUAAAAUCCUAGUUCUUAGGAUCUGAA
This is a messenger RNA of Vicugna pacos (alpaca), 3296 nucleotides long. NCBI's taxonomy places the organism in Eukaryota, Metazoa, Chordata, Mammalia, Artiodactyla, Camelidae. The record is from RefSeq and is a predicted model, not a curated record.